Messenger RNA from Salpingoeca rosetta, 3999 nucleotides. RefSeq lists its product as uncharacterized. The record is from RefSeq and is a predicted model, not a curated record. Gene Ontology annotation, molecular function: nucleic acid binding. NCBI's taxonomy places the organism in Eukaryota, Choanoflagellata, Craspedida, Salpingoecidae. Gene Ontology annotation, biological process: DNA integration. The coding region runs from base 1 to 3999 and encodes 1332 amino acids. The transcript is spliced from 2 exons.
AUGAACUUACAACAGAUUAUGAGACCCACCUCAAUUAGCGCAGACGGCAUCAAGGUCUUCGCUGGCGCUGAGCAGGAUGCCAACCUCUUCUUCAUCACCGUCGAGGCCAAGCUCAUCGCCGCUGGCAUCGACGCUGGCAUCAUCGCCGAGGGUGGUGCUGACCACCAAGGAGACGGGCAGGCUCCAGCAGCUGCCUCAUCGCCGAGCCCAAGCACCCACGGUGCUUCGGGUCCCCGCACUCGCUCCCGCGCUCAACGCGGCCCGCGCCGCACUGGCGCCCGCCACGACGUGGAGGACCAUGAUGACGACGACGACGAGGGCGAUGGCGACGACCACGGCGCUCAGCCAUCUUCCUCCUCUUCCUCUCUCCCUUCUUCCGCCACUCCGAGCGGAGGAGCGCAGGUGGCGUCCCGAGCCUCUGGCCUGCUGGAUCCCCGUGAUCCACAGGUUGACGCAGCCAUCUUCGCGUUCCUCCUUGGCGUCCUGACGGGACACCCGCUGCGGCUGGCCAUCACCGACAACCGUGGCCGCUCCGGUGUGCUUGCGCUGCGCCGCCUCCGCGAGCGCUACAUCCGCAGCGGCAAGGACCACGUCAGUCGUCUCAGGCAGCAGCUCUCCUCGACCACCUGGUUGCCCACGGACACCGUUGACACGUUCAUGUCCCGCAUCACGGACAUCAACUCGCAGCUCCUCGCUGCCGGCGUGUCCAUCCCGGAGGACGACCUGCGCACCCUCGUCCGCAACGAACUCCCCGCAGAGUUUGAUGUGGCGAUGCGGUUCAUGGAGCGCGAGGACCCGCCGCCAUCGCUGUCCAAGAUGACGGCGGACCUCAUCCAGGAGGAGCGCCGCCUGCAUCGUCCCAAGAAGCGCACGCCCGUGCUCGCCAUCGGCGGGCCAAGCCCCGGCUCCUUCGCUGCAUCGCCGAUGCACGCUGGCACGUCGCCCUCCGACACGAGCGGUGGACCAUGCUGUCCACCUGCAGAGCGCGUGACUUGCGCGUUCUGCAACUUCCGCGGCCACUGCGCGCAGCAGUGCCGCAAGCUGCAGGCGGCCAAGCGCUACCACGUCAUCGACGUGCGGCAGAUCCUGGCUACGCUUCGCAACCACGGCAACGGCAACGGCAAGCGGCCAGGAUCCUCUCGCCCGCAGCACGGACGAGCAGCUCCAUUCAAGAAGGCGGCCGUCGUCAGCCACGGCCCUCAGCGCGUGGAGACCUUCGCCAUCCACCACGAUGCCCUCAUGCUGCAGCCCGAGGGCGAGGAGGAGGGCCACGCCAUCGGACCAGUGCCACCACAGCUGUGGCUCGCUGACAGCGGUGCCACGGCGCACAUCACCAGCGACGCCUCCCUCCUCACCAACUACGUCGCCGUCACGCAGCACGUCACCGUUGCCAACAGCCAGGCCGUCACGGUCAUCGGCAAGGGCGACGCCGUGCUCCGCGUGACUGGCACAGACGGCGCUCCAGGUACCAUCACGCUGAAGAACGUGCUGCAUGUCCCCGACAUCAAGUACAACCUUCUGGCGCUGAACCUGGUGACUCGCGCGCGUCGUGGUGCUUCCGUCGUCAUUGCUGCGGACGACAGCCGCAUCCAGUUUGCCACAUGGAGCGUGCCUCUGCUGCCGUCCAAGGACACCGGCCAUCUCUUCCUCUACGCCAGCACCACGACCUCCCAACAAGCCACGGCGCUUGCGGGGGAGCUCGUGCACAGCAGCGAUGGGGAAGCCGAGGAUGCUGACGAGGGCGCCUCUGCACACGACGUGCUAGGCCAUCGCAGCAGCGCGGCCGUCGACGCCAUCCGACAGCAGAUUGCCCAGGCCUCUUCCAAGCACAUCGUCACCUGUGGACCAUGUGCGCUUGGCAAGAGCACGCGCGCCUCCAUCCCGAAGCAGUCUGCUCCACGCAGCGCUGGGCCAUGCCAGCUGCUCUACGCCGACAUCGCCGGUCCGCUGGAGGAGACGUCGCUGCGAGGUGCACGCUACGCGCUGACCUUCAUCGACGACUGCACGCGCUUUGCCUGGACGUUUCUCAUCCGGCACAAGAGCGACGUCGGUGCGGCCCUGGAGCAGCUGCGCAAGGACCGCCACGUCGUCAACGCGCUCCGAGGCGCCACGCUGCAGACGGACAGCGACGCCGUCUUCAAGAGUCAGGACUUCACCGACCUGUGCCUGGCCUUCGACAUCAAGCAGCGCUUCUCGCCACCGCACUCGCAGGCCAAGAACGGAUCCGCAGAGCGCACUUUCCGCACCCUCUUCGAGACGGCGCGUACGAUGCUGUUUGCUGCGGACCUGGACAAGCCGUUCUGGGGCUUCGCCGUGCAGCACGCCACGCUGCUGCACAACAUCGCGCCGCGCAGGAGCCUCAAGGACAAGUCACCGUUCGAGGCCCUGACUGGGCACGCCUUCGACGUCAGCCUGUUGCGCGUCUUCGGUUCGCCGGCCUACGUGCAUGUGGAGAAGAGCAGCACGCGGCACAAGCUUGACCCACGCUCACGCGUUGGCGUCUACGUCGGCUUCGCUGAGGAGGACCAGGCCCACGUCGUCUGGAUGCCGGACACGCGACGCGUUGUCCACACCAUCCACGCUCGCUUCGGCGCCAUCAAGAACAAGGACGUCGCCUCCUCUCAGCAGCAGCAAGAGCAGGACGACAGCGGUGCCUCUGCUUCGCAUGCCAACAAGACCGCUCAGCGUUCAACCGAGGACAGUGCCACCGGCGCUCCCACUGCACCACGUGCGGGGGAGCCGCAGCUCCAGCCACGCGCCCUUGGCGGCUCCGUCUGGGACCAGCUGCUGUUGUCCGAGACCCUCGGUGACAAGGACACCCCUGGUGGCUCAACCACCACGUGUCACGUUGCCACCAGCGCUGCUGGUACGGGGGAGAAGUCAUCAGCAGUGGGUGGUCAUCUACCAGACAUCGCUGCUGGCAGUGUUGCCACGUCAGCUGAGCCAGCCACCGUCAAGGAGGCGCUUGCCUCGCCAGACUCUGAGGAGUGGCGCCAAGCCAUCCUGGACGAGUUUGCGGCAAUGCAGGCCAAUGACGUCUACGACGUCGUGCCUCGCGCUGACCUUCCCAAGGGCCACAAGCUGCUCCGCAGCAUGGUCAUCUUUCGGAGGAAGCGCGAUGACCAGGGCAAGGUGAUCAAGUACAAGGCGCGCUGGGUUGCCAAAGGCUACUCCCAGGUCCACGGUGUCAACUACACGGACACCUUUGCCCCGACGGCUACCAUCGCAGCCAUCCGCACCAUGCUCGCCAUGGCCGUCGCUCGUGGCAUGAACGUCCAGCAGAUGGACGUCAACACGGCGUUCCUCAACGCGCCCGUGGAUCACGAGAUCUACGUCCAGCCACCGGCCGUCGACGGCAUCUUCUCGCCGAAUACGGUCCUGCGCCUCAAGCGCGGGCUGUAUGGGCUGAAGCAGAGCCCGCGCCUGUGGAACCACACGCUGGACGCCUGGAUGCGCGAGCAGGACUUCGUCGCCACAGCCACGGACGCCUGCAUCUACCGCCGCACCUGCAAGGGUGGCAAGGUGAUGUGGGUUGCCGUCUACGUGGACGACCUGCUCAUCUUCGCCGACAGCGACAGCGACAUGGCCGCGUUCAAGAAGGCCAUCUCCAAGCGCUUCAAGAUGAAGGACCUGGGCAGCCCAGACAUUUGUCUCGGCAUCAAGGAGGAGCUCACCGGCGCCGUCCUGUGCGAGCCCACGCUCGUGCACACGGACAACCAGCCGGCGCAGCGCGUUGCCGAACACGCCGCCUCGCGCAUGCGGCACAUCCUCGUCAAGUACCACUACAUCCGCGAGUGCGUCGACACCAAGAGGAUUGUGCUGAGCUACCUCGCCACGGAGCACAUGAUCGCAGAUCUCCUCACGAAGAUCCUCCCUCGGCCCAAGACGGCUCAGUUCUGCACGAUGCUGUUCGACCAGCGUCCUCUGCCAGGCUGCCAGCCACGGGCCCGUCCUCAUUCGGGCCGGUCGCCACGUCCUUCGACUCCGCGUCAGGACUGA